This is a messenger RNA of Schistocerca gregaria, 4428 nucleotides long. RefSeq names its product cytochrome P450 9e2-like. Bases 45 to 1553 code for a protein of 502 amino acids. The transcript has 8 exons. The record is from RefSeq and is a predicted model, not a curated record. Gene Ontology annotation, molecular function: heme binding; monooxygenase activity; oxidoreductase activity, acting on paired donors, with incorporation or reduction of molecular oxygen. NCBI's taxonomy places the organism in Eukaryota, Metazoa, Arthropoda, Insecta, Orthoptera, Acrididae.
CUGCAGCGGGUCGUGUCGUCUGUUUGCCGGUGAGCGCCGUUGAGAUGGUGGUGGCCGUGGUGCUGUUGUCGGCGGCGCUGGUGGGCUACCUGUGGUGCCUGGUGCGGCGGCGGCUGGCGCUGCGCCGCUGGGGCGUGCCGCCGGCCCCCGGGGGCGGCUCCCCGCUGGGCCACCUCUGGCCGCUGGUGACGGGCGCCGCCUCGGCGCACUCGCUGCUGCGCCGCCUGUACGAGAACACACGAGGACAGCCGUGCGCCGGCGUGUUCGCCGGGCCCUGCACCGCCGUGCUGCUGCUCAGGGACACCCAGCUGGUUCGCCACGUCACCGUGCGGGCGUUCGCCGACUUCUGCGACCACCACGCCGUCAGCGGAGACCCGCUGCUCGCCGGCAGCCUCAUGUUCCUCCGAGGUGAAAGUUGGCGCCGCAUGAGAGCAACUCUAAGCCCAGCGUUCACAUCUGGUCGAAUAAAAGACAUGAUGGGACUCAUGGCGCAAGUUUCUCGCAACAUGGUGGACCACAUAGACAGCAUCAUCAAAACAAGAAAGCUUACUGACGAUCCUGUGCCCAUUGAGAUAGAAGACCUGAUGAACAGGUACAGCAGUGAUGUCAUAGCUUCCACUGCCUUCGGACACGACUGCAACUCGUUUGCAGACCGCAACAACGAAUUCUAUCGCCGAGGGAAGGACAUCACAGACUUUUCCGGAAUAAGAGCUCUUGUUAUCAUCGGUCACGUGCUGUUUCCGUCGCUGAUGAAGGCGCUGGGGAUCCCCUUCGUCCGCGCGUCCAGCCGCGACUUCCUGCUGCGCCUGGUGCGCGACGCGGUGGAGGCACGGCGCCGGUCCUCCAGCUCCAGCCGUCCGGACGUCUUGCAGCUGCUGAUAGAGGCCCGCCACGAGGACGGAACAGCACUCACCGACACCGAGAUGGCGGCGCAGGUGAUGUUCUUCCUGCUGGCCGGCUUCGACUCGACCACAAACCUGCUGUGCUUCACGACGUACCUGCUGGCCCUCCACCCUGACGUCCAGGCGCGCCUGCAGAAGGAACUCGACGAGUGCAGGUCUGCGGCGAGCGGGGAGAUCAGCCACGAUGACCUCAUGCGCUGCGACUACCUGGACUGGGUCAUUGCAGAGUCUGUGCGGCUGUUCCCGCCAGUGCCGCUGCUGGACAGACGCUGUGGCCGAGCAUGCGCAGUGGGCGGCGGCACCCGGCUGCUGGCUGGGGACGUGGUGGCGGUGGCGGUGCAGGGCCUGCACGCCGACCCCCUCCUCUUCCCCCGGCCGCAGCACUUCCUGCCCGAGCGCUUCCGGCGGCCGGACCAGGUGCCGCAGGGAGCAUACCUGCCGUUCGGAGCCGGACCCAGGGCCUGCAUCGCGAAACGCUUCGCCCUGAUGGAGAGCAAGGUGGCGCUGUCUGUGUUGUUCUCGCGCUACAGCCUGCACCCGGUAGAGAAGACGCCGACCUCCAUUCGACUCACCACCAGGGGACUCAACAUGACCAUCGACGGUGGCUUCUGGAUAGGCUUCAAACCGCGACUCUCAUCCACAAAGACGUGAGCGGCGGAUGACGAAGCGAAGUAAACGACUUGCGCUUUGCACGUCGCAGACUGCACAGGCGAACAUGGCGUGUUCCACUGUUGUUAUGUAUGACGCAGUUGUGACUUAGCAAAGUUUCAUGACGCUGGCCAAUAACUUGAUGCCAUUAUUUCCGUGCCAGAGAGCCAUGAAUGUUGUGAAACACAAUUCAGAGUCAGUACCUGAUAUCCGUGUGUAAAAUUGGUAUUCGAUUACCAAUGUGAAUUUUAUAUCCAUUAGCAGGAUCACCGUGAGAGUGUUCUCAGGUUGUCGCAGCUCCUCUUUUCCCAAAUGUAGUCUUCUUGGAUUUUCGCAUCACGCAUAUCUUCGUAUAAGCUACUAAACUGUUGUCCGCACUCCCUUCGUUUUCGUAAUCUCCUCUACCAUCCAUUUUUGUAUGAUUAUAAUUGGAGCUGUUGAAUAUUAUUAUUAUUAUUAUUAUUAUUAUUAUUAUUAUUAUUAUAAGUGUCCAACUCUCUCUCUCUCUCUCUCUCUUUCUGCCUCUCUCUUUCUUCCUCUCCCUCUCUUUCUUUCUUUUGCAUCUCUCAACUGUGGAACUAACUAUUUUCUGCUGGUAAAGUUACUAACAAGCUGCAAAAAAGACCUGUGUGAACAAUGAACUAGGUUAACACUUGGGUGGAAAUAUAUCUAUACUCUUCAUUCCUUGCUCUGGGCCAGUCAAAGCAAAGCGAUAAGAAAUUGCAUCCAGAGAAAUUGUGGUGCUGAUUAGUAAUAACGUGACAGUGUGUCGGUGAGUAAACAACUGUAAGGAAAAGAAAUCUGGAGCCACUGGGAAUGAACCGCGAGUAGUUUAGAUGACCUUGUGAGGCAUCAAGAUAGCAAGGAGGUAGGAAUGAAGAUGUAAGAAAUUGUACAUAUAAAAAAAACUAUAACCGAAUGAUCAGAACGAAUGUAAGUCCAGUGAAUGGAAGCACAGCUAUCAAAAAAGAAAAAGAAGAGUACCACCGCCAUCUUGUGAAAAGUUAUGGAGGCAGUCGUCAGUCUCGUUCCAUACCUCAUACAAACAUUCUUUUUUUAAAAAAAAUAAGGCAAUGUGGCAUUGAAUGGAAAGUUUCUCUAAAGUCUGCAAACGCCAGAACUACAUGGUCACCUCUAUACAUGGCAGUGAGGAGAUCUUGUGUGAAAAGGGGUGUUCAGUUGCACAUGCUCGAUUUUUUUAGAACCAAUGAUAAUUUUGUUCUAGUUAGAUCGUAAUUUGUGAGCUCAUAAUAUCUACUGGGAUCCCGUUACAAACAUAUGUUAAGUCAUAUACGACGUCAGUUCAGCUUCCUUUUUCAUAUAUGAAUGUCACCUAAGUUCAUGCCCAGUUACAGGGGAAAUCUUUCUGCUCAACGGAUCCGUUAUAAAUUAUGUGGAACAAGUUCACUUGCAAAUUCUUUACAGAAUUUAUCAGGGAGCACAUCUGACCAUGAGGUCUUAUUCAAGUUUCUUCACCACUAGUAAUGAUUACUAAGUCGCUCAUUUUAACAGUGAUAUUCCUAUUGUGUUAUUGCAACAUUACUUUAUUUUCCUUUGUGAAUGAACAUUUGAACUUCCUAUUCUGGUGCUUUGUAUUUCGGCUCCUCUCUUGUUCAAAAUUGCCUGGAAAGCUUUAACUUGACAAUUGUGUGGACAAUUGUCAAGCAACUGGACAGCCUUAACAUAUCACUAACUUUUUUUUGGGAUCCUAUGAUAUUUGUAAAUAUUUCUGGAUACUAUGCACAACCAUCCAAGGUGGCACAGUGCUUAAGACACUGAAACCACAUUCGAGAGCAGCAGGGUUGCAAGUUUCUUUGAAUCAUCCUGAUUUGAGUGUUCUGUGCAUUCCGUAAACAACUUUUUAGGAAUACCGGUAUAGUUCCUUUGAAAAUUCCGUGCCUGAUUUUCUACCGCAGCCUUGAGAAAGCUAAUUUGUGUUCUGUGCAAAAUGACAUGUCGUUGUAUGCGGUGUCAGAUACUAACCUCUUUUCAUUCUCGUAUACAUCAUGUAAGGUCCAUUUCCUGAUAUAUCGCUUCCAACCAAACGAGAAAUGAUUUUUACCUGACUUUACCAGCUAUUAGCCUCGAAAAAAAUGUCAGUCAUGUGGUUGGUCUAUAUGUGGAAUAUUUCGUUCUUUAAUGAAAAUGUAUUCCAAAGAAUUUUAGUUUCUCAAAACAGUCCACGUUUGCAGAAGGAUGUCUGCAGGAACAAGGCAAUACUCCGAAAAACAGCAAUACGUAAUGCACUGAUAAACUUUAAUAUCGUACUAUGUUCUUCACAACUCAGCCAUGUACAUGUACAGUAUGUAACGGUGAUAGUUUCACAUUAAACCUUUUAAUUUUAAACAAAUUAAAGUGAAGAGUUUGACCUUAUAGAUUGUUUUGUCAAAAGAAUUUGAAUGUUGACAACACAUAAUGCUUUCACCUAAUUAAGUUUUGUGACGUCUGCUGUUUACUUUUUGAUUAAAUUUGUAUUUUUUUAUUAUACAGGAACAAUCAUAACUAACAAUUUAAUUAAAACAGUUAUCAAAAUGUCCAAUUACGUUUCAUUAUAUGAUGAACACCUUCUUGUCUGAAGACACACAUCUUUGGCAAUUAAAUAGUCACCUAGCUUUGGUAAUAAAUUACUUGCAUGGCACGUUAAAACUGAAUUUCCAGAUUUAUGAUUUGUAGUGGUGAGAUACUAUAAAUAGACUAAUUUGAACACUGUAUGUUUGAAAUAAAGUUCUAAACAAUUUCCAGCUAGAACUUAUAACUAGAACAUAAUUUUAAUAAAUUAUCUAUUGUAUCCUGAUACAAAGAAAAAUUAUAUUCGACGACUUUUCUUUUUCGUGGAACCCUGUAACCGCACAUCGAUAAUAAAAGUUACUCGUGUGUA